GUCGAAGAUCAAAUGGCAAUAUAGUUGAAGAAGUGAAAGAGUCGAAAAAAAAAACAAGAACAACAACAUACGAGCCAUCGUUUAUAUAAAUAUUUUCAUUUUUACACCGCAAUACCUAUACACCUAACACGUAUUGGGCAGCCCGUCAUCAUCAUCAUCAUCGUUGUAUUUCAUCGUUUUAUUAUUCGUACGCGUAUAACAUUUGCGCUGAAGCGAAAGGAAAAGAGAAAAAUAAAACAACACACAUAGAUUCGUAUUGGAAUUUUUUUUUGUAUUUCGUAGCCCAUCGGCCGAGAAGAACUUUCGACUUCGCUUUCUUUGAUUUUGUAAAAUUAGUGUUUAAUGAUAAGCUAUUGAAGCACGAAUUAAAAGGAAUAUGGGGCUGUGCAAAAGUUUUUAUCGAUUAGUUAGAAAUUUUCUAAUUGUAUUCUUCCUCGUUGUAUUGUUACCUGGUUUGCCGCCUAAGACGCACUUCGAUUUUCAAUCAUUUAUAAUUCCAAAACCAUUAGAUUUAACGGGUCCGUUAGAAGUAAAUAAUUUGUUAGAUAAUGCAGAACGAUUGUUGGAAGGUCGAGUACAUGGACCUGAAACAUUGUUGAUGCGUAACAACGAAAUCUACACAACCGUUCAUGGUGGUCAAGUGAUCAAAAUCAAUGGUGAUCAUAUUACUCAUGUGGCUAAAUUUGGAAAACCAUGCGAGGGCUUCGUUGAAGAAAGAAUUUGCGGACGACCAUUGGGUUUGGCGUUUGAUACUCUUAACCCAAAUAAUUUGAUUGUUGCUGAUGCUUACUACGGCAUUUGGUCGGUUGACUUGACCAGCGGAAAGAAGACGCAAUUGGUUUCGCCAGAGGAAAUAUUGGAUGGAAAAAUUCGUCGACCGGCAAGCAUCUUCAAUGCAGUUGCUGUAUCGAAAGCGGGCGAUAUCUUUUGGACCGACUCGUCAUCUGAUUUCAAACUUGAUGAUGGUGUUUACACGCUACUCGCCAAUCCAUCAGGUCGUUUGUUCCAACACAUUCGUGCAACAAAACAAAAUAAAUUGCUUUUGGAUGAAUUAUACUUUGCAAAUGGUGUCGCAUUGUCGCCAAAUGAAGAUUUUGUUGUUGUAUCAGAAACGGCCGCGUCACGUCUUAAACGCUACUAUUUGAAAGGUGCGAAGGCUGGUCAAAGCGAUAUAUUUAUCGAUCGUUUACCAGGUGCCACCGAUAAUUUAACACCAGAUGCUGAUGGUCUUUGGGUGCCACUUGUUCUGUCAAUCGACAAUGAAAAUCCUGGUCUCUGGCAAUCAGCUGCAAAUGCUCCACUUGUUCGGAAAUUUUUGGCACGUACACUUGCUUUGAUUGAAUUACCAUUUAAAUUCAUUGAAAAGGUUUACUCAAAUUUCUAUACACAAAUGAUUGUUCACAAAAUUGGACAUUUUGAAUCGUUGUCGAUGUCACCAUCACGUCAAACUAUCUUGCGUAUCGAUUGGAAUGGUAAAAUUAUUGGUUCAUUGCAUGGCUUCGAUAAAUCGGCGCAUGGAGUUGCGCAUGUGCUUGAGGCUGGUGACUAUUUGUACUUAGGUUCGUUUGCUAAUAAGUAUUUGGGCCGCGUAAAGUUGCCAAAAAGUUAUAAAAAUGCUGAAAAACAACAGGCACCCAAAGUCGAAACAACAACAACAACAACAAAAAAACCAGUUACAACAACCACCCCGAAGCCCACCACCACAACUACACCGAAACCAACAACAACAACAACAACAACAACGACGCCGAAACCAACAACAACAACUCCACCACCACCAAAGCAAACAACAACUAAACCAACUGAUGCUCCAAAGCAAAAAACAGCCAAACCAACCGAUUCGAGGAAGCCAGCCCCAAUUCAUGAAAAUGUCGUUGACGUUCCAGAACCGCCAAAGGAAGAAAAACUCAAAGUGAUUAAAAAAGGUGGCGCCCAAGGCGAACUUUAAGCCAUUUUUAUAUUCACACAACAA
Messenger RNA from Contarinia nasturtii (swede midge), 1972 nucleotides. It is a transcript of the gene Hmu, whose product is annotated as adipocyte plasma membrane-associated protein. NCBI's taxonomy places the organism in Eukaryota, Metazoa, Arthropoda, Insecta, Diptera, Cecidomyiidae. The record is from RefSeq and is a predicted model, not a curated record. Bases 377 to 1948 code for a protein of 523 amino acids. Gene Ontology annotation, biological process: biosynthetic process. Gene Ontology annotation, molecular function: strictosidine synthase activity. The transcript is spliced from 4 exons.